Molecule: messenger RNA, 760 nt
Organism: Humulus lupulus (European hop)
Lineage: Eukaryota; Viridiplantae; Streptophyta; Magnoliopsida; Rosales; Cannabaceae
Exons: 4
Coding region: 1-732 (243 amino acids)
Biological process (GO): positive regulation of DNA-templated transcription; chloroplast organization
Source: RefSeq, a predicted model, not a curated record
AUGAAUAAACUCAACCAUGGUCUAAUGCAGCUCAUGAAAAAGCUUCAGACUUUCGAUUCUAUAAUGGGUGGACCAAGCAAGGGAGGAGAAAAGAAGAAUACUGUUGCUGUUGUUGAUUCAGCUAAGGAUGAAGCUAACCAAGCAUCGUCUUCGAAAGCUGGAGACAAGAGGAAAGAUGGACAAAACAAAACCCCAGCACCGACUGCUACCUUCCCCUACACGCGCCGUCUAGGGAUCUUCAGAGGUCGUCGAAGCUUCGACCACGCGGGCCCAAGCCCUGACACGACACCAGAAGCGAACGAUGACACCGGAGGCCAGCUCUUCUUCUCCUCUUCCCUAUGUGCGGCCAAGCCUUCUUCUUCCCUGCGUGAGACACUUGAUUUUUCUCGUGUUAGGUCAGAACACGAUGUUGCGCUUCUAGAAGAUGCCAGACAAGCUAACAAAUCAGGAGAAAAGAUGAACAGAGAACAUUAUGGAGAUCUCAGAAGGAAAAUUGGAGGAACAUACAAAGAUUUUUUCAAAUCCUACGUUGAAGAUAUUCUAUAUAUAUAUAUGGAUGGGAAAUAUGUGGAAGAAGGGUGGGUGGACAAAACUUGUAAAGUGUGCAAGAAAGAUAGAAGGGGUGAGGCAAGACAAGUUGACAAGCUUGGGAGAUAUGUUCAUGUGGCUUGUUUGGAGAAAUCAAAAUCGGGAAACUUUUCACCAGGGAAAUUACUAUAUUCAACAUUUUAGUACAUUUGAUAUUAUCACCCUGUUUUUU